Molecule: messenger RNA, 708 nt
Organism: Camelina sativa (false flax)
Lineage: Eukaryota; Viridiplantae; Streptophyta; Magnoliopsida; Brassicales; Brassicaceae
Source: RefSeq, a predicted model, not a curated record
GAAGAAACCCAGUUGAUUAUAGUCGGCCUCAAGGAGAGACGAAUCUAGUGGAUUGGCUGAAGUCAAUGGUAGGGAACCGAAGAUCAGAAGAAGUAGUUGAUCCGAAAAUACCCGAACCGCCAUCCUCAAAGGCUCUUAAACGAGUGUUGCUCGUAGCUUUGCGUUGCGUAGAUCCUGAUGCCAACAAGAGACCUAAAAUGGGUCAUAUCAUACACAUGCUUGAAGCUGAAGAUCUACUCUUUCGAGAUGAACGACGAACGACAAGGGACCAUGGAACCCGCGAGAGACAAGAGACAGCUGUGGUUGCUGCGGCGGGUAGUGAAAGUGGUGAGAGCGGUUCACGGCAACAUCAGCAAAAGCAAAGAUGAAAAAAGAGUCACUGAUCAGGUCAAGUGACUUUCCAUUUCACACGACCCUUAUAUUUCAAUUUUUUUUCCCCGGUAUAUUAUUGUCUCACUUACAUAAUAUUUUCAUUCUUUGCCUCUUCGAGUCUUCUUUUGGCCUUACGGAAUUAACUUUCUUCUUCUUUGUCACAUUCACAUGUCAUUAUAAGUUAUUUAUAUGUAAUGUAAUGUUUGGACUUUGGACCCGACCUCGAAGCUAUGUUCGGCCCCUAGCAUAAUAAGCAGGGGAUUGGUCGAUGGAUUGAACUUAUCGCUUUAGAACCGGUUUGGGGUAAAAUGGACCCACAAAAGGACUCUUUAAGCU